GCCACAGCCCGCACCCCACACCGUAAUUCCUGGGUCCACUACUCUGGACUCAUCCUCCAUCCUUCCCAUCAGGGGUCGAGAUGGACCCCUCAGCUCAGAGCUCCCUGGAGACCUGCUGUGUGGCCCUGGCCUGGUGCUGGCCCUCUCUGCGCCCUGGCUCCUUCUCUGUGGUCCAGGAAAGGAUCUAGAGGCCCCUGAGGGAAGUGAUGGGGAAAUCUCAGCCUGCAGCCUCCAGCCAGCCCAGAGUCAAAGUCAGGCACAAGGCCAGGACAGCCCCACCCCAGGGGCUGGCCCAGCCUUGCACAUUUCAUAACGGAAGGGCAGCUGGGUAGAGCAGGGCCCACCAGGAGGAAGGGCAGCUUCGCAGGGCCUCAGGAUGGACCCCUUCGCGGACACGCUGCAGCGGCUGCGGGAGGCCUUCGACUCGGGGUGCACGCGGCCGGCCGAGUUCCGGGCUGCCCAGCUGAAGGGCCUGAGCCGCUUCCUGCAAGAGAACAAGCAGCUUCUGCAGGAGGCGCUGGCGCAGGACCUGCACAAGUCAGCCUUCGAGUCAGAGGUGUCUGAAAUCAGCAUCAGCCAGAACGAGAUUAACUUGGCCCUUAGGAACCUGCGGGCCUGGAUGAAGGAUGAGAAAGUGCCCAGGAACCUGGCCACACAGCUGGACUCGGCCUUCAUCCGGAAGGAGCCCUUCGGCCUGGUGCUCGUCAUCGCCCCCUGGAACUACCCUCUGAACCUGAGCCUAGAGCCCCUGGUGGGCGCCCUCGCAGCAGGGAACUGUGUGGUGCUGAAGCCCUCGGAGGUCAGCAAGAGCACUGAGAAGGUCCUGGCCGAGGUGCUGCCCCGAUACCUGGACCAGAGCUGCUUUGCCGUGGUGCUGGGCGGGCCCCAGGAGACCGGGCAGCUACUGGAGCACAAGUUCGACUACAUCUUCUUCACAGGGAGCCCCCGAGUCGGCAAGAUUGUCAUGGCUGCUGCCGCCAAGCACCUGACCCCCGUCACGCUGGAGCUGGGGGGCAAGAACCCCUGCUACGUGGAUGACAACUGCGACCCCCAGACCGUGGCCAACCGCGUGGCCUUCUUCCGCUAUUUCAACUCCGGCCAGACCUGCGUGGCCCCCGACUAUAUCCUGUGCAGCCCCGAAAUGCAGGCUCGACUGCUGCCCGCCCUGCAGAGUGCCAUCACCCGUUUCUAUGGCGAAGACCCCCAGAGCUCCCCAGACCUGGGCCGCAUCAUCAGUGAGAAGAAUUUCCAGCGGCUCCGGGGCCUGCUGAGCUGUGGCCACGUGGCCAUCGGGGGCCAGACUGAUGAAAGCGAUCGCUACAUCGCUCCCACGGUGCUGGUGGGCGUGCAGGAGACGGAGCCGGUGAUGCAGGAGGAGAUCUUCGGGCCCAUCCUGCCCAUCAUGAACGUGAGGAGCCUGGACGAGGCCGUCGAGUUCAUCCGCCGUCGGGAGAAGCCCCUGGCCCUGUACGCCUUCUCCAACAGCAGCCAGGUGGUCAAGCGGGUACUGGCCCAGACCAGCAGCGGGGGCUUCUGUGGGAACGACGGCUUCAUGCACAUGACUGUCGCCAGCCUGCCCUUCGGAGGAGUGGGCGCCAGUGGGAUGGGCAGCUACCACGGCAAGUUCUCCUUCGACACCUUCUCCCACCACCGCGCCUGCCUGCUGCGCCGCCCUGGGCUGGAGAAGGUCUACGCUCUCCGCUACCCGCCCCACACUCCACGCAACCUGAGGGUGCUGCUCGCAGCCAUGGAGACACGCAGCUGCAGCUGCGCCCUGCUCUGAGCCACCCUGCACACAGGGGAUCCGAGCGUCCCUCCCAGCUCACGUCUACGAGUCCUCCGCUGCCGUGGCCACCUGAGGCUGGUGGAGACAUGACCUGGGGUCCACGACACAGGGGGAAAACACCUGCCGGGGCCACGGCCCAGACCAGUGCUUGCCCUCCUCCCGCCUGGGGCUUCUCUUUUCAGGCCCUCAGCUGCCCCCCAGCCAGGAUGGGCCAAGGUUUGGGAGCAUUGGAAACAGUGCAGUAACCUGCCCUCCCGCUCCCACGCUGGCCACCUGUGUUCUGGGAGACGAGGGAAGAUGUGGGUACCUCUCAGGACAGAAGGUGCCCUUUCUGUGGAGGGUGCAGAAGGGGUCCUGGCAUCCGGUCCAUGACACACUGUGGGCCUGCUGUGACCUGGGUCGUCCCUGCCCUCUCUGAGCCUGGUUCCCUAUCUGUUGCACAGAGGAGGUGAUUAACACCUCCUGAGAUCAUCAUGAAGAUUAAAUUUUGGAGCUUAAUUGCCGACUCCAGGCUCCAGGCGUCCUGUCUCCUCAUUUGGGAGGGGGGAGGCUGCUUCCCUCUACUCUCUCCGCACCUCUCCCUCCAGGUCAGGUUGAUGAGAUGCCCAUAGUAGGAUCUCCCUUCUCUUCACCUCGGGCCUCUUAGGAGCUCUGAACUAGCUCCUGUCCCCCAAGUGGCUGGCCCUGGGCACCUUCCCCUCAUCAUGUCCCACACUGGACUCCUCCCCUUCCCUCUCCUGCUCAUCCUCCUGGGCCCCCAUGCCGUGGAGUGAUCCCCCAUUCACUCAGCCACAAAGCCAGACUCCCCGGCCUCCUGCUAGACACUCCCUUCUCACUUCCCAAGUCCCAUCUUUGAGUAAUUCUUGAUGAUUCUAUAAAAUACCACAGACUUCCCCAAUCCACACACUAAUCGCUGUGCCCCGGGCCAUCCAUCACCUACCCUCUUUCCCCGGGGCCCAGCCCUUCUCCUCAGAGAUCUUCCCAAAGCCCACUGGACCAUACUAGCCCUCAGCCUGAACCCCUUCAGUGGUGCCCCUGGCUCACAAGUCUGGACCCAUAACAAUCCUUGGGAGGCUCUGCACAGCCCUGUACACGCUCCCCCCCCCACCCCCCACCGCCAACCCAUCCUUGCCCUCUUCUAACGCACUGGAUGUGUGCUCCUUCUAUGGUGGACCUCCGCACAGAAGCUGGGCAUGCUCUCUGGCCCUUCUGGUUCUGCUCGACUCCUCCUUGCGCUCUACUUGGAUAUCAUCUCCUCCAGGAAGCCCUCCCUGACCACCUUCCACUCCCCCCAACACACAGGCGGCCUCAGGGGCUUUCUCAGUGUCCGCAGCCUCCCGAGUCCCUCUGCCACACAAUUCACUGGGAGGAAACACGGGUUUGGGGGCUGUUGAGGGACGGGGCUCCCGGGUCAUACAGAUCCAGGAGUGGCUCAGGCGGCCGCACUUCGCAGAUCUAAGGCUUAGGCCAAGUUACUACAGAAGUCCGUGCCUCAGUUUCCCCAUCUGUAAAGCGAAAUUAAUCGUUCCUCCCCACAGGGCUGCCGGGGGAAUUAAAUGAAGACGCCAGGAUGAAGGUUUAGCAUAGAGUAGGCAUGGCUCCCGCGAGGAAUCACCACAGGCUACGAUUCUCAUCACCGUUAUCAUACACGCCCCGCCGAGGGCGAGCGGGUGUCCUCCAGCCCAGGGCGCCGGGUCCGACAGGAGCAGCAACCUUAAACCACGCCUCGGAUGUCCCGCCUCCAAGAGCUCGGGA
This is a messenger RNA of Globicephala melas (long-finned pilot whale), 3541 nucleotides long. It is a transcript of the gene ALDH3B1, whose product is annotated as aldehyde dehydrogenase 3 family member B1. NCBI's taxonomy places the organism in Eukaryota, Metazoa, Chordata, Mammalia, Artiodactyla, Delphinidae. Gene Ontology annotation, cellular component: cytoplasm. Gene Ontology annotation, molecular function: 3-chloroallyl aldehyde dehydrogenase activity; aldehyde dehydrogenase (NAD+) activity. Gene Ontology annotation, biological process: aldehyde metabolic process. The record is from RefSeq and is a predicted model, not a curated record.